Aspergillus chevalieri is the source of this 927-nucleotide messenger RNA. RefSeq names its product putative mitochondrial carrier protein. The record is from RefSeq and is a predicted model, not a curated record. NCBI's taxonomy places the organism in Eukaryota, Fungi, Ascomycota, Eurotiomycetes, Eurotiales, Aspergillaceae. Gene Ontology annotation, biological process: transmembrane transport. The coding region runs from base 1 to 927 and encodes 308 amino acids. Gene Ontology annotation, molecular function: transmembrane transporter activity. The transcript has 4 exons.
AUGGCGUCCGAUUUCUGCGCUGGAUACCUCAGCGGCGCGAUUGGGAUUAUCAUCGGGAACCCGCUAGAUGUGAUUAAGGUUCGGUUACAAGCCGGUCACAACUCUGCAGAUGCAGCUGCAGCUGCAGCAUCGAAGCAACGCUUGAGCCGCUUCGAGCUUGCGCGAGGAGCUGCAGCUCCUAUCCUUGGAUAUGGGGCUCUCAAUGCCGUCCUUUUCGUCGCCUAUAACCGGUCGUUGAAGUUUAUGGAUAGCUCAGUCACGGACCCUACAAACCCGCAGGGCAUUCCUCUUUACAGGCUCUGGAUUGCCGGUGCUGUAGGCGGCCUGGCUAGUUGGACCAUAUCAUCUCCGACAGAAUAUAUAAAAUGCCGUGCCCAAUUAGAUAAUCGGCCCGAGGUCUCAUCGUGGACCGUUGCGAAAGACAUUGCUCAAACCCGUGGCUGGAGGGGCCUCUAUUACGGAGGGGGGAUUACUAGUGCCAGGGAUUCUAUUGGUUAUGGCUUUUAUUUCUGGUCCUACGAGUAUUGCAAACGACUUGUGGCCUCUGAAAAUGAUGAUGUUCAUCAAGCCGCGAUAAAGGUGCUUCUCUGCGGAGGCAUUGCUGGCGUCGCUACCUGGGCGUCGGUUUUUCCACUGGAUGUGAUCAAAACCAGACUACAAGCGCAAACCAGCGGGAUAUGUCCUGAGAGCCGGCCGCUUCUGCCGUCGCAGAACAACAGGCGGGAACUGAACUCCUUCCAGAUUGCCAGGGAAGCAUAUCGGAACGAAGGCAUGAAAGUCUUCUAUCGCGGUCUUGGGGUUUGCAGUAUCAGAGCAUUCAUAGUAAAUGCGGUCCAGUGGGCCACAUACGAAUGGCUUAUGAAAGCCUUCACUAAUGUCGCUUGGAAUGAAAGUUUCAUGCCCGAAAAUGCUCAGGCACACAGAUGA